AUGGAGAUCUUACCAACAAUACUCUGUGACAAGAAGACCAGGGAACCGUUCCUCGCAUACGCUGACAAGAUUCUACGGGCAGCCGCAAAAAGAUAUAGCAACGCGGACCGGGAUAGAGCAGCUGAAGAACAGAUCAUCAUCUCCGGUAUAGACCCAACACCCAACUCCCGGCAUAUAGAACCGCCCACCCAAGUCGGUAUGCCUAGACAAAAAAUCGAAAGCAUACUAUCAAUGGGAGAGAGUGGGAUCCCGGGACUAAGAACGAAGAGCGUGGCCCUAUACAUGGACACCCCCUAUGAAAAACUGGGGAUCAGCUUCUGCUCGAACACCGGACCGAACAGCGUAUCUAUUGCACCGGGACUGGCCUCAAUCAUAAAAGGCAACUCUGGGAGAACCGCCAUGAGGAGGAAGAAACUGGAAGCAAUAGGGGAAGUGGAAGUCGGAAACCACAAAUGCCGCUCGUCAUCAUUGUCCGAGCCCGAGUCUGAUCCGUCAUCGUUUUCAGAGCCUCCAGCGAGGUCGUCUUCCUCCUCGUCUUAG
This is a messenger RNA of Danaus chrysippus (African queen), 540 nucleotides long. Lineage: Eukaryota; Metazoa; Arthropoda; Insecta; Lepidoptera; Nymphalidae. The record is from the annotation of a GenBank genome assembly.